AUGGAAACGAUACUAGAUCUUGCUGCCAACGUAACGCAGCUGCCGGUGGACGAGUUUGUGACACCGAGCGGUACCUGGAUCGAACAAAAGUGGAACGGGUUUUUGGAUAUUAUUGGUGAUGAUAUCGAAACGCUGUAUUUCUACCUCCUCACCUCGUACACCUACAUUUUCUUCUGGAUCGUCGGUGGUCUGUUCGUGCUGAUGGAUGUAACCAAUAAGCCACGCUUUAUGCGCAAGUUUAAAAAUCAACCCGGUGUGAAUGAACCGCUCGAAUGGGCCAAGCUGAAAAAUCUGGUGAAAACGGUCGCGUACAACCAGCUCGUGUACGGUCUGCCGACAUCGUACGUGUCCUUUCAGGUGGGCAAACUGAUUGCCCACAGCAUUCCGGAUCCGCGCCUGCUACCAUCGCUGUACAUCAUUGUACGGGACGUUAUGGUGUGCAUUGUGUCCUGGGAGAUCACGUUCUACUACAGCCACCGGUUACUACACUCGAGCUUCUUCUACAAGCGCAUCCAUAAGAAGCAUCACGAGUGGUCCGCCCCGGUGGCGUGGGCAGCCAUGUACGCGCAUCCGUUCGAGUUCAUCAUCAGCGAUCUGCUUCCGGUGUACGUCGGUCCCGCCCUGAUGACCUCUCACGUCUUCACGAUCCUCAUCUGGUUUACGUUCGUCAUGAUGGACACGCUGGUCGACCAUUCGGGGUACCAUCUACCGGUGCUCGGCAGCUCCGAAAUGCACGAUUACCACCAUCUCAAGUUCAAUCAGUGUUACGGAUUGUUUGGCUGGUGGGACGGGCUGCACGGUACGGACAGCGAGUUUCGCAAGAAGAAACAGUACCAGCGGCAUCAUCGCAUCUUCAGCUUCAAGUCGGCACGGGAGCUCGUACCGGAACACUAGCGCGGCUAAGCUAAUCGGAAGCGAACGAUGGUCACGCAUCUAGUGCGGUGAGAAAGCAGUGUGUGUACAACGUUGCCAAACAGGGAACCCACCAAAACCAUCCAUCCAAGGCAAUGGACAGACGCACAGCCCCGUCUAGCUGCGUACACGCCCGUGUAUCAAGGUUUUGCGCGAAUCGCCACCGUAAUAGAGAGUAGUGAGACGGCCUUCCCGUGCUGUGCUGAAUUCAAAUGGGCAUAUUUAAAACCAAGCAACACACACAAAACCAUACCAUAAUCAUCACAAAACCCGUCACCUUUAUGACAACUCGCCGAUGGUGUCGUGUGCGCUCGAAUGUAUUAUUACGGAAUAGUAUUAUCGUUAUCUUUUCUUUACUCUGAGGAACUGAUUUUAACUAGCGUUAGCAUGUGUUAGCAUUUAAAGGGCAAGCAUGAGAUGCUUGAGUCAGUGGGGGCUCCGCCGGGGGUUAUAACCAUUGUAUAAAACCCAAUGGCCAAACAUUAGGCCACCAGCCACCGUGCUGUGUUGGUGUAACGAAUAAUCAAUAAUGAGCAUAAAACAAAAUACAAACACUCAAACAAA
Anopheles moucheti is the source of this 1476-nucleotide messenger RNA. RefSeq names its product fatty acid hydroxylase domain-containing protein 2-like. Bases 1 to 894 code for a protein of 297 amino acids. The record is from RefSeq and is a predicted model, not a curated record. NCBI's taxonomy places the organism in Eukaryota, Metazoa, Arthropoda, Insecta, Diptera, Culicidae. Gene Ontology annotation, biological process: sterol biosynthetic process. The transcript has 3 exons. Gene Ontology annotation, molecular function: iron ion binding; C-4 methylsterol oxidase activity.